Messenger RNA from Hyposmocoma kahamanoa, 2564 nucleotides. It is a transcript of the gene Gs2, whose product is annotated as glutamine synthetase 2 cytoplasmic. The transcript has 9 exons. NCBI's taxonomy places the organism in Eukaryota, Metazoa, Arthropoda, Insecta, Lepidoptera, Cosmopterigidae. Gene Ontology annotation, molecular function: glutamine synthetase activity. The record is from RefSeq and is a predicted model, not a curated record. Gene Ontology annotation, cellular component: cytoplasm. Bases 162 to 1508 code for a protein of 448 amino acids.
CCGCUUCGGCCGACCAAACAGUCAAUCUCUAGACCGUACAGCGUAACGAUCGAGUCGGGACAGCUCGGAUAGUACAUUAAUAACAAUCACGAUCGGUUUUACGUCCGCCACGCGAUCUUCAAGGGAUAUUCCAGGUGAAAAGAGAAUAAAUAGACUUCACGAUGGCUGCUGCGGCACAUGGGAAGGUAAUAGAAGAGAACCCAAAGAUCCUGUCGGGUCCUGUGCUCACGAACUCACCCAAUGCGGUUUUGUCCAAGACCCUCCUAGGCAGAUAUAACGAUCUGCCACUCCCAGCAGACAAGAUCUUGGCCACUUACAUUUGGAUCGACGGCUCAGGAGAGAAUUUGAGAUGCAAAGAUCGCACAUUGAAUUACAUUCCUAAAGUACCCAAGGAUACUCUAACUAAACUACUGGAAACUUUAUCUCGGCGAAGCGUAUUGAAAGAUACGUCAGGACUGACAUGGACGCACGCGUCAAAAUACUUGCCUCCCUUUUUCAAACCGAAGGAUCUAGAUAACGUUUUUACUGUGGCCUGCAAGCUCCGAGAGCAGGAAAACAGGGACAGCUUUGAUGAGAAUUUACAAGAUUUGCCGGUGUGGAAUUUUGAUGGCAGCUCGACGCAACAAGCUGAUGGACACAACUCUGAUACAUUCUUAAUGCCGCGGGCUAUCUACAGGGAUCCAUUUAGGCGCGGAAACCACAUCCUCGUCAUGUGUGAUACCUUCAAAUACAACAUGGAACCGACGGAAACAAACCAUCGCGUGAAAUGUCAAGAAGCAUACGAUAAAUGCAAAGACGAAGAGCCGUGGUUCGGCAUCGAGCAGGAAUACAUCUUGUUAGAUUCAGAUCUGCGCCCCUUCGGCUGGCCUCCAGGCGGUUUUCCCCCACCACAGGGACCCUACUACUGCGGCGUUGGUGCCAACAAGGUUUUCGCCAGAGAUCUUGUUGAGGCACACUACAGAUGUUGCCUGUUCGCUGGUGUCCCUCUUUCCGGCACGAAUGCCGAAGUUAUGCCAUCUCAGUGGGAGUUCCAAGUGGGACCAUCCGUGGGAGUGUCCGCUGCGGACGACCUCUGGGUGGCCCGGUACUUGCUGCACAGGCUGGCUGAAGAGUACGGAGUCAUCGUUACAUUCGAUCCAAAGCCGGUUCAGGACUGGAACGGCUCCGGCGCCCACACCAACUUUUCAACUAAGAAGAUGAGGGACGAAAACGGUAUUAUUGAAAUCGAGAAAGCGAUAGACAAGUUGUCGAAGGUGCACAUGAAGCAUAUCAAAGUCUACGAUCCGCGCGGUGGCAAAGACAAUGAGAGGAGACUGACGGGACUCCACGAAACAGCUAGUAUUAAUGACUUUAGCGCAGGAGUGGCGAGUCGCGGUAGCAGCAUUCGGAUACCACGAUCAGUUGCAGAAGAGAAGAAGGGCUACCUGGAAGACCGCAGGCCGGCCUCUAAUUGCGAUCCUUACGCUGUGGUGAACGCUCUAAUGCGCACCUGCAUACUCAACGAAUAAUGCCCAAGACUGCUCUGCACCUGCCGUGUCUAGUUGUAUCGACCGCCGCCAACCAAUACCGUCAAUCACUACAUGUACCUACGCGCCUCUGCGAACUAGCUCAGGCUGUUUACAGUCCACUAAUAUACUUUGAAUUAUAGGUACCUAAUAUUUUUGAUGUAUUACCUACUAACACGAUUUAGUAAGGCCUAGCUAGAGUUUUAGUUUUAUAAUAUCAAACAACUAUAACAAAACUAAUAAGCAUAGCAUAAUUUAAACAGACAUGUGUAGAGGUAGUAUAAUGUAAUUAUAUAAAGGACCACAUAAGAUAUUAAAAAUAUUAUAUUAGAGUAUAUUUUACGAAUAUUAUGUGAUAUUUAAAAUUAAUUGUUAAUUUUGAAGUUAAAUAGUUUAUUUAAACAAAUAACCACAUAUCAUGAUUUUAAUAAAGAUCAAAAUGGGAGAUUAUUUUACGGAAAUUGUCAUGUUGUACAAGUUCUUAUCGAAAUCGGUUUUACAGCAAGAUGGCGGUAACUUAUUCGAUGAAAUCAUCAGUUACGAGAAUAAUUUUGUGUUAAAUCACGUAUUGGUCACAAAUAUUCCUUAGAUUAGUUCUUAGGUCUGUAAGGUACAUAGAACAUUUAUACACGACUGUAUUUACGAGAAAUAUCAAGAAUUUUAGCACUAAUGUAUGUAAGUUAUCACGAGAAUACAUUGUGUAAAGCACAAAUAAUAGCGGCUGAACAUGUUUUAUGUAUGUCAGCAUAGGGCAGUCGCAUCAUAUGGAUCUGAAUGGUCGAACCAAAAAAUAUCCAUUCAUCUGAAGUGGUAUAUUUAUUUCAGAGUGCUCAAAAUAUGACACUGCACUUUUGGACAAAAUGAACCUUAUGUGAAUGAAUUGAAAAGCGCUCAAUAAUUUUAUUUUCGGUCAGUUUGACUGUUCGGAUCCUUUUGUAUGCUGAUUGUAUGUUAACUUUCAAAUGUAAUGGCAUAUUAUUAUUUACCUACUAUUAUUGCAUGCGUCUUCGUCGUCGGAAUGUAAAUGGAGAUGUUAUAAUAAACAAUACUUUGUCGUAU